GAUUUAUGAAUUAGCAGUACACAGAUAUUUUUGUUGAGCAGUUUUUAGAAGCCUCAUUUUUGCUUUGCUGUCUUCAAAGACAAAUCAACUGAUUGUGGAUAAUGAUCAUAGUUAACUAAAGUUUCUAUCUGGUGCUUCAGAUUAAAUGAAAUGAUUAUUCCCAGUAGUGUGUUGGCAGCAACAUGGAUACCUUUCUCGGUUGUCCUUUUGGUUGAGCUAGUUCUGUGCGUGGUGUUUGUGCAGUACUUCGCCAGUCGUAAGCGAAGGGAGUGUGGCUCAUUUUUAGUGUGUAUCUUGGGACUGCUAGUGGCCCUUUUGAGCUCAUCUCUCCUUCCUGUUGACAUAUUCCUAGUCUCAUUCGCAAAGGAAAAUGGACAAUUCAAGGAAUGGGCUGCUUCAAAAGAGAGCCGAAAUGAGAUGAACGAGUUGAUGCAAUAUGCCUAUUACGGUCUCUAUGGACUGGACAUGCUGUUCGUGUUUGGAAUUCUGCCCUUCGCCUUCUUCUACAACCAGAGUAGAGACGAGGCAGAUGAGGACAACCACCUCUCUUCCAGAUGUGUCUCUGCUCUCAAGUGGACCACCGCAUUCGUCUUAUUUGCAGCACUCCUCCUCACUUUGGGGGCUCUGAUUCCGUUGCGUGAGACUCCUGGAUCCAAUUCAUCUAUCUCAGAUCUGGAGUGGAUCAUUCCGAAAUUGGGAAAUGACCGUGGCGAGAACAGUCUGGCGCUGGUCGUGAACAUCUUCACCACGCUCGGAGUAUUCUUCCUCUGCUUCUACGGGGCCUAUGGGAUGGCUGCGAUGCCCGUCAGUUGGAUCUUCGGUCGGCUGUCUCUGGAGAGCACACGUGACGAUCUGGUCACUUCAGAACAGGCUCUUAAAGUCCGCAUCGAGUCGGCCAAGAAAAGGAAUGGGAGAAUUAAGGAAGUGGCCCGGAUGGAGGGUGAAUUAGAAGAUGUAAGGAGGCAGCUGGGUAUUCUGGAACAGAUGGAGGCGAAGUGGUGCUGUGCCAAGUGCUUCCUCCUCUGUCGCCCUUUCCAGUUCCUCGCAGGGCUCAUCUUCUUCGCAAUCUCUCUCUUUGUCGUCGGAGUUAUCGUCACCACCAAUCUUGAUCGAAUCCUGAAUGGAGAGGGCUACAGAUAUGGCUACGUCAUCAAUGGAACUGCCUGGGUCAAUCCUAUUGAUUAUGUCCUUACUCAGCUGCAGGUGGCUUUCCCUAUUGACUAUAUAGUUCUGGUGUGUCUGUUGGUGUAUAUCGUAAUGUGUGUGGUGGCAGGCAUCGUCCACAGUGGAAUCAGAAUCUGCUGCGUCAGUUUGUACAAGAUUAGACCGAGAAAGACUAAGCCGGAAGCACUGCUGUUCCUUGUGUACAUCCUUAUCUUCUCCAUCCUGGCUGUCAAUGUCCUUUUCUUCAGCAUCGCACCCGGUUACUACUCAUACGGAACACAGACAUGGAACAACGCUACAGUGAAUGGAACCAAAUCAGUUAAAUGUGCAGACCAUCCCAAACCAGAAGAGUGUGUGAAAACGGCGAAUGCUGACUUCCUGCUGGCCUAUUUCUACAAAAUGUGGGUGUUUGGAGCCAUCUACUACUGGUCCAACUGGCUCUUCGUGUCCAUAUUCCUGGCCGGACUGGUGUUCCGAUGUGCCAGAGGAAGACCGAAGGCCACAGACGCUCACUUCCAGAGAGAGUACGACAGUGAAGAUGAAGAUAAUGAAAUGUCAGAAGAUAACGACCCCCUGUUGCCUGCAUUCAGACCUUGAGAGCAGUCAUACCAUCAGAAAAUAACGAAGGAAUCCAGGAAAAAGAACAUAAUAUUGAAAACUGAGGUGAUUUAAUGAUAUCCGUUUAGUAGAGAAACUGUUUAAAAGGCAACUACAGCUCAAGUGACAAGCAAAAGUUUUUCUCGACCGAGAAAUUUAGUUCCAACCUUUAUAGGUUUUUGCGUUACAUGAAGGAAUUGAUGAGAAUAUCAUUCUUUGAUUUAUAGUGUACUAAAAUGAUUGCAUAGUGUAAGCUUAAAACAUCACUGCGUUAAUCUCUGCGUGACUAACUGUUGUUAUGUUUUUUAAAAAGGAUAUGAGGUGCCUUGUAAAAUAAUAAACCUGACUGGUCAUGCUGGCGGAACUGUCCAACAGAAGAGCUAAACCAUCGAAGCCGUUUUGUUAAAAUAGUUAGUGACCUGAUGUUUUGUCAAUACGUUAAUCGCUGAUUUUUUUUGGUUUGAUUGAAUUUUGUUUUGAAUACUUAUUGCCGAAUUCCAUAAAUCUUAAAAAAAUAUUUAUUAUCUUCAGGUUAAUUUUUCGAAAUAUGAAAAAAAUCCAGCCAGUGGCUUUUUUAGUUAGCCUGAUUUUAAAUUAGAUAUCAAAUUACUUAAAAUUGGAGUUAUUAGAUAGAUGUUGUAAUUGUUUAACCUCAAUCAUAUCAGAGUUUGAUUAAUUAUUUUUGUAUGAA
Messenger RNA from Symsagittifera roscoffensis, 2452 nucleotides. RefSeq names its product probable lysosomal cobalamin transporter. The record is from RefSeq and is a predicted model, not a curated record. Gene Ontology annotation, biological process: protein localization to vacuole. The transcript has 13 exons. Lineage: Eukaryota; Metazoa; Xenacoelomorpha; Acoela; Convolutidae. The coding region runs from base 151 to 1761 and encodes 536 amino acids. Gene Ontology annotation, cellular component: vacuolar membrane.